CUCUCUCCAUUAGGAAAGGACGCGGGAUGACAACUUGCAGAGUUGUACUCCCCGCUGCGUCGAUAAGGAGGAAAUUGCAGAUGCAGCCGAGCGUAAAGAGGAGGAGAAGAGUUGCGGAGGACCGUCCGAGUCGGAGGUGGUGAUCCAGUUUCCACCUGACUUUAUUAUUCUCAUCUCCGCAAAGUCAGAAAAGAGGAUUCCUGCUGCGGCGGGAUAAGACGGCUUCCACACUUCCUCACCUGAAGUGUCCCUUACCUUCCCCGGUGUCUGCUGUCAGAUUGAAGGAAAACCUCUUGACAGACCUGGAAGAGCUUGGCCCGAGGCGAAACCAGAAGCUCAGAUAUAAAGCCGGCUGAAGGACAUUAACCCACUGAGAAGUGGCUGCAUCCACCAUGGAGGUCUUCACGACUUCGAGGAAACUUACUUUGCUCUCAUUUACCUUCCUGUGGGGGCUCUCAGGCGUAUGGGCCCAGCUCCAGAUGCCCCAAACCAGUAUAGAUGUGAUCAAGGGUCAAACGGUGGUGCUGCAGGCCUCAUACAACACAGACCCCGGCAGUGACCUCGGCACCCACACCGUCCUCUGGAACUUCGUCACUGACAGCACCCAGCUGAUCAUCUCCUACACCAAAGGCUUCAUGAGUGUGGGCAGCUCCCAGUUCAAAGGCCGUGUCGGUUUUGCCAACAGCAUGCCCUCAAGCAAUGUGUCGCUGUACAUCAACAACACCCUGGAGUCCGACUCAGGACGCUACCUCUGUCAGGUCAUCAUUCCUGACAACCCUGGUCUCACUGCUGAGCUCAGUGUGGACGUUAAGGUCCCUCCUGCUGUUCCUAAGUGCUCUCUAUCAGGGAAGCCAGUGCUGAAAGGAAACGUGACUCUGAGCUGUAAAUCCAGCUCUGGGAAACCCAUCCCUGUGUACAAGUGGAGGAAAACCAGUCCCACCUCCGAGGUCUUCUUCUCCCCCAUGCUCAAUGAGAAGACUGGCACUCUGAAGUUGAGCAACCUGAGUGGCAACAUGUCAGGGAAGUACGUGUGCACAGCGAGCAACACAGCCGGGUCUGAGAGCUGCUUCAUCAACCUGGACAUCGUCACCUCCACGAAUGUGGGGAUGAUUGUUGGUGCCACGGUGGGCUCCGUGGUCGGCUUCAUCUUCCUCCUCCUCAUCUGCCUCGUCUUCCUGGUGAAGAGGCGGAGAGACAACGAGGAUGACAUGGCAAAUGAAAUCAAGGAGGACGCUCAGGCUCCCAAGCGAGUGUCCUGGGCUAAGAGCGGCAUGGGUUCUGACAUCAUCUCCAAGAAUGGCACCCUGUCCUCCAUCGCUUCCAGCCCACACCACAAAGAUCCGCACCACAACAACCACAACCACCACCACCUGCAGCAGUACCCCCAGCGCCCGCCCUCAGACACCGCGUCCAUCAUCACCGCCACCGGCAGCACGGCCGGCUAUAGACCCUCCCGCCAGCACGGUGCCUCCACCCCCACCCACUACAGCUACAACAACAGCAGCACCCUGCCGCGCGGACAGGCCGUCUCCUCCGAGGCCAGCACCAACGGGAGCUCCCUACCUGGGCCGGAGCGCUACACCCAGCUGCCCCAGGCCCAGGCACUGCCACAGACCUACAGCCAGCCACAGCUGCAGCUCCAGGUCGCUCCCUCACCCCCACCGCUGCCCACCUCCACCAUCACGGCCUCCAACAUCACCCGCAUGGGAGGGGUGCCCAUUAUGGUGCCUGCACAGAACCAGGCUGGGUCUCUGGUCUAACAGCAGCCAGCGCUGACGAGAAACAGUGAAAUACUGCCCCUGUACACUUUUACCAAGGGUCAGCUGCUGAUUUUUUUAAAGGGAACGCUUUACUUCACAACUAUUUAGCAAAGAUUUGUUAUAGAUGAAAAGGUCAAUUACUGCCGCUUGCUUUCAAGCCAACAGACUCACUGUUUACUUGCUUUAAGUAUACUCAAGUCUUUUAUAUUCUGCACUGUAUACAUUGCAAACUAUGUAUAGAUUUUCAUAUAUUUGUUCAGUAUCCUCUUUUGUACUUUAUCAGUGCAAUUCUAAUGUUUGUUUUUUUCAUAUUUAGCUUUUUCGGUGUUUUUUUUUUCCUCCUAUGAGCAGCAGCUAAAACAUCACUGGAGGUUUUCAUGUGGAUUUAAGUCUCACAGAUGGUGAUGCCAGUCCGUCACGCAAUAUCCAUCAUCUGUAUCAAGAAAAACUACCUGAAGGAUGACUCAGCAAGACCAAAAUAUGUUAAAGCACAGUGACCUUACUGUUCAGUGUGUUGAAUGUUGCUCAAGGGUAGCCGGUGUGUAAUAUAUGAAGAUGUAUGUAUUAAGGAGUAUAUUUCUGUUGCAGGCUUAUGAAAAGAAAGAAACGACAACAUAAUGUUUGUGACGUACAUACGAGAAAGUUCAGCACAGCAUGGUUUCCUAAUCUUUAUUUUGGCUUUACUUCUGUCAGGUUUUCAUCUUACAAAAUGCUCUUAGACUCAAUUCUUAAAACACAGAUUAGCAAAAGCUUCUUAUAAUAUUGAGCACUAUUCAGAACUGCAGUUUGGUGACUUUGCUAAUAUGCACGUUCACUCUUGAGUUGUAAUGAUUUACAGUUGCCUACAGCAUUGAAAUUGUAAAUAUGAUAUUUAUUUUGUAGUAAAUAUGUGACAGAGCAUAGAAUAUUGUUGGCCACAACCUGUAGGGAACAUGCUGUAUGACACAGGUGACCAGUUCGCCUGCAACACUGGAUAUUUAGCCAAAGAUAUAGAGUAAUGAGUCUCAUCUUUAUUCAGACUGUUGUCUUUUUGUGUUACAGGUUGUUUUCUAGCGUAGGGGAAAAUAAGUAUGGAAAGCAACAGGACAUUGUGAUUCAUUGUCAAAAACCCCUUCAGACAUACCUUGUUAGUUACACCGCCAAGGAACGGCAGAGGGAUGUGACAAUCGGCGUACGUUUGUCUUUCUGUCUAUGUCUGUUUGCAACAUUACUCAAAAAUGGGUGAAUGGAUUUGGAUAAAAUUUUUUUUUUGGAAAGGUCAGAAAUGACACAAGGACCCAGUGAUUAAAUUUUGGCUUAUAGUCUGGAUCCAUAGAUUUGUUAAAGAAUUCUGUAUCAUUGCAAGAUAGUGGCAUGACGUCAUUGUAACUAAGACUACAGCUGACGAUCACAUGAUUGCGAUCCUACUACAAAUCGACCGCUGCGGACUUGUCAGGACUUAUCCAUCCGAAAUAAUAAAAGGAACAAUUAAUUUAAUUGCGGGGGUGUUUGCAAGUCCCAUCAGUUCCCGCCACCCGCUCUGAUUGCUUUUCUUGUUUUUCAUUUGAUUGUCAGAAACUUUGAGGAAAUGGUGACAAGAAGCUGAUUCCAUUUUCUCUGGCACAAAAACACUAAUGUGAGGAUGUUUUCAAGCCUCAAUGUGCCUAAUUGGUGAUUUUUGUACUAUUUUUUAGUUUGAGGGAAGGUAAGAUACACUAUUCUGCAAAGUUUGGAGAGUCAUUAUGUCUAUUUAAAACAACCACAGAAUAUUGCAUUAAAUAUCUUGUCUUAAUAUUGGUAAACUAUAAUAUAGUAUAUUAUAAAUGAGCACUAGAUUUGGCCCCAAAAAUUGUGUGGGAAAAGGAGUAUAUCUGAGAAUAUCUGCACAUAUUUUGAAUCGUAUCUGUAAAACUCAUUCACUUCUGUAAGAAUGUACCCAAAUAGCUGAAGUGAUCCUACCAUAUGUAUACUGACAGAUUCAGUACCAUAAAUAUGAAAUUUAGUAUCUGUAAAAGUUAAGAACUGAAAUCCAAGUAUUAUUUUGAAUUGUUUGUUUUUCUAAGGAUUUGGAGGGAGGAUAAAACUGGGUCCUGCUAUCUGUUCUGCUGUAUUGUCACUACACUGGAGCUUAAGCUUAUUCUUUGGCUUGUUUCUGUUUUAUUUUCUUUAAUGUGCAAUGAAAUUAUUCCAUAUAUGAUACCAACCAUUCUAAAAUGGAUCAUUUGAUGAUGUUGAAGGGAAACAUACUGUUAAAGCAUCAUGUACAGACCAUUAAUGAAAAUAAGCUUGGCAGGACAGUUAAAGCAAAUCGUAGUUGUAACGUGAAAUAUCAAUGGUUUUGUCGAGUUUUUUAAAAUACUAUUUUAAAAUAAAAUGCUUUUGAUGAGUUGGAUUUAUUUCUGACUAUAAAUUGUGAAUGGGUCCUUUAAAAGUGUACAUUAUGAACAUUAAAAUCUAUUCAAGACAAGCCUUUAUUUUUAUACAGUAAUUCAUAAGGAGCACAGAACAGAAUUUAUAAAUCUUAAAUGUUUAGUGAACUAAAAAAGUGCUCACUAUCAUACUGAGCUGUAAACCUGGAUGGAUUGUACAACUGCUGUGGACUAGCUGGUAGCCAAACAUGUGCUUAUUUAUGCAGAAGGCCCAAACUGUGGACAUUAAUGUGCAGUGUGCGUUUGUAUCCUCCAUAUUUAUGUUCAUGAAAAAUGCCUUGUAUGAUAUUUUCAAUUAAAAUACAAAUGAAUGGU
This is a messenger RNA of Amphiprion ocellaris (clown anemonefish), 4483 nucleotides long. RefSeq names its product endothelial cell adhesion molecule a (gene esama). Gene Ontology annotation, cellular component: adherens junction; plasma membrane. The coding region runs from base 393 to 1760 and encodes 455 amino acids. Gene Ontology annotation, biological process: homophilic cell-cell adhesion. Gene Ontology annotation, molecular function: cell-cell adhesion mediator activity. NCBI's taxonomy places the organism in Eukaryota, Metazoa, Chordata, Actinopteri, Pomacentridae. The transcript has 7 exons. The record is from RefSeq and is a predicted model, not a curated record.